Molecule: messenger RNA, 1041 nt
Organism: Parnassius mnemosyne (clouded apollo)
Lineage: Eukaryota; Metazoa; Arthropoda; Insecta; Lepidoptera; Papilionidae
Source: the annotation of a GenBank genome assembly
AUGAAGUUUAAAGCACUUAACAUUGUGAAACAGUUUCAAAAUUUUUGCCGCAACCCUGUCUGCAACUUCGAUGGCUUUAAGCCGUACAGUACAUUGAAGGUACACACUUUUUUAGACAUAUAUAAACGGAAUCCAGUUAAAUAUCAUUUAAAACUCCCAGCAACAACAAGAGUGUGUGUUUAUUCAUCUGAUAGUAAAAAACACUUUCUAAGUUUGGAAAAAAAUGCGGAAGGGCUCAAAGAUGCUUUUGAACAAAAAAAGGUUCUAAUGAAAGAAACUGAAUAUCGAAUCCGACAAAAAGGUGUUCAAUUAGUGAGAGACAUCAAACACCAGAAGGAAAUAACUGGGCAAAAAAUAAGAGUAAAGAAGGAACAUAUCAUGAAAGAUAUACAUGAAACUAAGGCUAAAGUUAGAGAAAAAAUAGAAGAAGUUGUAGAGAGAGAAAAUGUGUUCACUGUUCCAAAUAUAUUGUGUGUAGCAAGAAUAACCAUGUCACCAUAUUUAGGAUAUGUAAUACUUCAAGAUGACUAUAACUUAGCUCUAGGCUUAUUAGCAUUUGCUGGAGUUACUGAUUUGCUUGACGGUUGGAUAGCAAGGACAUGGAAAAGUCAGUCUUCAAAAAUGGGUUCCUUUUUGGAUCCUAUGGCGGAUAAAGUUUUGGUAGCUACUCUAUUUAUCUGCUUAACAUGGCAGGAGCUGAUACCACUUUACCUGACAUUACUGAUAGUGGCACGAGAUGCUGCAUUGGUGGCAGCUGGCUUUGUUAUCAGAUAUAAGAGUUUACCUCCUCCUAGAACCUUGAGUAGAUAUUUCGACGUGACGCAUGCGACGGCUCAACUUGCACCCACAUUUAUAAGCAAAGUCAACACUGCGAUACAGCUUUUAUUGGUGGGUACUACUCUCGCAUCACCGGUAUUCGGAUACAUCCAUCACCCAGCUUUGGAAGUUCUCUGUGGUGUAACUGCGGCAUCAACUGUUAUAUCCGCUUUAAGCUAUCUUAUUAGCAAAGAUACAUACAAAAUUUUGAGGAAAAAGUUAUAA